AUUUUCUGUUCUCACAACUGCAGUUCUAUUCAUGCUCGUCUUUUCAGGCUAGCUAUAUGAGAGCUGUGAAGGCAUACAAUGACGGUGACUGGCAGCUCUGCGUUAAUGAAUUCGAAACUUCACUGAAGCAAUUUUUUGAGGAAGAACAGAAGUGCCGUCGUGUGUGCGAGGAUAAACUGAACUGGGAAACUUUUGAAGGCGCAAAUCCGGAAAUUACAAUUAUUAUCACAAGUGUAUUCUUAUCGGUGUUGCGGUGCAAACAUGACUGUGCCAAGAAGCUGUCUCGAGUCAACGGUCACGACGUCGUGAAUCGUGGACGAGAUGCAUGCCAGGCAGUCGCAAAUAGCAUCCUUUUGAACCCAGGGAACCCAAUAAUGCGCCGCAACAGACUCUUCUACUCGAAAACGUAUGAAAAAGACGAUCUUUUCAAGCCUUCAGAAGAGAUCAUUGAGUUUCACAAACGGUAUGCAAUCGAACGACUGUUUCUGACUUUCGCUGACGAAAGGUUCAAAUUCGAAGACAGCGAGUUGCCGGCAGAACGAGUGGACGAUCGCUUGCCGCUAGAUAUAAUAGUACCAAUCAACGAUGACUUCGACUAUUCGGCGAUCGACAGCGAACUUCUCAGCGAGGGCGAAUGUUCGACACUAGCAGUAGCAGCUAUAUUCGAGAGGAAGACUGCACAGCAGAAGCAGCUACUGGUUGAGGUGACCGAACGUGUGGCAACUCGUUACAGGACGCGCACAACGUUCCAUUCGUUAAGCUGCUCCCUGGAUCCGACCGCUCCACAAUGUCCCCGUCAUUCACUUAUCGUGUCCAUUGAUCGGAACAGUUGUGGCGCUUUUUUAACUGACCCACAACCCAACACAUGUUCUGUUAUUUUCUGUACCGGGUAAGG
Messenger RNA from Gongylonema pulchrum, 895 nucleotides. Lineage: Eukaryota; Metazoa; Nematoda; Chromadorea; Rhabditida; Gongylonematidae. The record is from the annotation of a GenBank genome assembly.